Molecule: messenger RNA, 4297 nt
Organism: Carassius gibelio (silver crucian carp)
Lineage: Eukaryota; Metazoa; Chordata; Actinopteri; Cypriniformes; Cyprinidae
Product: melanin-concentrating hormone receptor 2
Exons: 2
Coding region: 322-1362 (346 amino acids)
Biological process (GO): neuropeptide signaling pathway
Cellular component (GO): neuron projection; membrane
Molecular function (GO): neuropeptide binding; G protein-coupled receptor activity
Source: RefSeq, a predicted model, not a curated record
GGGAGAGGACUCUGAAAGGGUGGAGACAUACGCAUCUCUUCAAACAGCCGAACUGAAGGAGACAGACGCGCAGAUCCACCAGCUUUUGGGCACUUACUAAAACAGUAUCUCAGGAGACUGAGAAAGCAUCGGCAAACUGACUGAAAAGCAAAGCAGAUGACAACAGGGGGAUAACUGACAGCCGAGGGAAGCUUUUACAACUUUAAACGGUUGUGAUAUGAAGUAGAGCGCUGCGUAAAAGCUUGCGUAAUCGUGCGCAGACCAGACGACAACUUUUCACAGUCAUUUCUUUUUUAAGCAAAAAGUUUUUUUUUUUUUAAGAUGAACACCUCGGAUAUUCUUUGCGAUUCCGAAUUUGCGAAUUCGUCAAACUUUUCGUGUGUGAACCGAACCGUUCCUUCGUACAGCAUCAUUGACAUCGCGUCUUUCAUGCACAUCUUCCCCACUAUCUACGGCAUUUUGUGUUCAGUUGGAGUUCUGGCCAACGGUCUGGUGAUCUAUGCUGUGGCAUCAUGCAAGAAGAAGAUGGUCUCUGAUAUUUACGUGCUUAAUCUGGCCAUCGCAGACCUGCUUUUCCUGUUGGUGAUGCCGUUCAACAUCCAUCAGCUGGUCCGGGACAGACAGUGGGUCUUUGGCCACUUCAUGUGUAAAGCUGUGGUGGUGGUGGAUGUCAGUAACCAGUUUACCACAGUGGGCAUUGUGACAGUGCUCUGCAUUGACAGGUACAUUGCAAUCGUUCACCCCACAUCUGAAAAGAGGACCAUUCAGUGGACCAUCAUCAUUAACAUUUUGGUGUGGUUGGGCAGCUUCCUUCUGAGCAUCCCGGUCAUGAUAUAUGCUAAAGUCAUCUCCAAAAAGAACAUGAACAUUUGUAUGAUUAACCUGGAUGGGCCUCAGGAUAUGUACUGGUACACACUCUACCAGUCCAUGCUGGGGUUCAUCGUCCCCCUCAUUAUAAUAAGCACAUUUUACACUCUCACUCUGUACCACGUGUUCCGCUCCAUCCGGCGGGUCAAACGCAAGCAGUCAGUGUGGGCCAAGCGGGCCACUAAGACAGUUGUGAUGGUGAUCGCCCUGUUCUUGGUCUGCUGGUCUCCCUAUCAUGUCAUCCAGGUGAUCAACCUCAGCAUCCAGCAGCCCACCAGUGCUUUUGUCUACGCGUACAACAUCAGCAUCUGCCUGAGUUACUCUCACAGCUGCAUCAACCCUCUAAUGCUGCUGUUGUUCGCCCAAAACUACCGCGAUCGCAUCUGCCAUCACAAAGAGCUACGCUCCCAAAUCAGCUCGUCCAAGACCACCGUCAAAACCGACGGAGGGUCUGGCAUGAGCCCGGACACCAGCCACCGCUGUACCGUUAUCUAGCGCCCGUCAAGCCUCGUUGGACAUGCUAACUGAGGAAAUGAAGCAAAAAUGUAAGGCCUGCACUGCAACACUUGCUGCACGGGUGUCAAUCGCAUGGUAGCUUGUUUCUCAAAGGGGAUAACUGUGAAAUGAAAUGCCACAGUGAACUUUCAGGAGGCAGCAAGGAUUGAAUCAGCACUCGACUGUGGUUAUGGUUUGUGUCACUAUAAAAAAGUCAUUAUAAUGUUUUCAAUGUUUACUGUUAAUUUAUCUGUUAUUCUUUGUAUACUGUUACGGAGUGUCUAUUUACACUAGGUGCAAAUAGCACACAUUGUUGACAGAGGUUAUUAUGCUAACUCCGCCCACCAAUGUGUGAUUGGGAUAGUCAACAAUACAAAAGAUGGCUAGCUAGCAACAAGCUCCAGUGGCAUAGACUUUUGACGUGAAUGUUUGGAUCUGCCUUUUAUCAACCUCUUUCUUCUCCCUUUUUAAUUUUCAUAUUACAUCUGAAAGGCAUUUUUUAAUAUAUAAAAAUGAAGGAAAUAAUCGAAAAGUUGAAUAUAAAGUAUCAAUUAGGGGUAGAGUUAGUGUAGGGAGGGCUUUAUUGGUGGAAUCCAUCGAAUCAUUUGAAUUACAAUUAUAAUUUACACUCAAUAUGUUAUUAUUGCGUACUGUUUUAUAAUGUGAAAUAAUAAAAUACUGCAGAUAAUUGCCACUAUUGUCAAUAAGUAGUAUAAAUAGCAGAAAAUCUCGCUUUUUCUAUAUAGUGUAUAUAGAAUCUAUCGCUAUUUGCACUGUGUAAUAGAAAAUAUGGUAUUUUCAGUUAUUGUAAAUAUCAUCUAGUUGCUAUUUAGGUACACUUAUCACUAUUUACACUUAGUGCAAAUAGCCGCUGCCAUACUGUUAAUGUAUCUGUUGUUUUGAAUGUUUCAAGUUCUGUCAUCAUUUACAAACUGUUAGGUUGUUCUGUCUCUUUUUUAUUUUUUGGAAAUUGUUGAAAGGUUGAAAUUUUCAGGCAAUUACGGUGAAUACAGACUGAGGCUUUCAAGCUUCACGGAGACAAAAAAUAUAAGUAUAUAAAAAGAAUAGUAGUGUAGCUACUGAUGGAUAUUUGAAGUCUUGAAGUCAUUCAAUAUUUUUUGUCCUUUGUGUGAGGAACAGGCUAUACUUCAAAUGUUUGACACUGAUAUUAUUUCCUUUUAGUGAGAUGUUUUCCACUAUAAGCAGAUCAUUUAAUUUGUGAACUGGAUUAGUUAAAGUUUGUAAAUGAAUUUUUCAGAUUGGUUAAGUGAAUGAAUCUACUGAUUCAGCUAAAUGAAUUCGAAUUAUCCAUGCACACAAUAUAUAUUUAUUUUAUUUUUGGGGUAAACUAUAGCUUUAGAACCUCAGAAUAAAGGGCCUGAGUCAUACGCACCAUUUUGGGAAACUAUUAUAUUUCUUGAAGUAUUAAAGCUUCGGUGCUUGUUCGUUGAAAAAAAACUUUUUUUUUCUGCAAAAUGAAAAACUGUGCCUUUUGUGUUCCACAUGAGAAAGAAUUUCAAACAGGUUCAGAAUGACAGCAGGGUGAGUAAAUGAUGACAGCAUUUCCAUUGCUUAUUCUUAUUAAGGACAGAUAAUUGUCAGGAUUUUGUGAUACAGUAUUGGCGGCUUUUGUUUGUAUUCUUAGGGAAUGAUAAACCAAACCAGAAUUGUCUUUUAUGCAGAAGGCUAUAUAUAAUGUCUUUGUAAUAUGAAAUAAAAUAAAAAUAGUGUUUUUGUGGGUAUGUGCUGUGUUGAAGAAAUUCAUUAGUAUGUAAAUUAAGCAUUAUGCUUAAUCAAAUACACAGGCGUAACUAAUCAUAAAUAUGACAUUCUGUGGCAUUUAAAACUGUACUCUGAUAAAUGUGUAAAACUAUUUUGCAAAAUAUAUUAAAUAUUGAAAUGUGUUGGUUUUAAAUGUCUCCAGAUGUGGAUCCUUUGACAUCAGGCUGUCAUGCACGUCUGUUUAAUCUUGACUUAGGACAUUGUAGAAGAUAUAAUAUCCGUGACUGUAUGCUUCUAAACAUUUUAUUACAUGAAUUCACAAAGAUAUCCAGUGUGAAAUUCCCAGUGUGGUUCUGUUUUCCCAUUUGUUUUCUAAGAAGCCCCUGCGGCCUGUGUGAGAACAGUCAUGUUCACUGUUAACGUGUGACACUUAAACUAUGUGUGACUAGUCACAUUUCAGUCUUGCCGCCCUCAGUCAACACAUUAUGAUGCCUGGCAAAUAAACAACGAAUUGCAUAUUAUAUCUUAUAUACUCUGGCAUGCACUGACAAAUUACUUUAUAGUAGGGAAGGCAAAGAUAAAAAGGCAGAUGACCAUUUUUAGGUUAUUCAGGGAGAAGAACUGUAUAAUUCAUGGUCACUGAUUUAACAUACACCUCCUGUUUCUUGUCUGUCCAUACUAUCCCGAAGGCUUUUGUUUUUAUGUGCUAUAAAUGUACAAAAUAAACUCUAAAAAACCUUGACCAUUUGAAUAUAAAUCAUGUAGUUCUUGUAUCAUGUUGUAAAUAAACAAUCACAAUAUUACUGUGUUUACAACACUCUAUUGAAUGUGAAGUACCAAAUAAAUAAUUCAGCCAGAAAUCUAAAUUUGAUGAAAGUGACCCUCGGGCCAGCCAAAAUGUAGAUGAGUUUGUUUCUUCAUCUGAACAGAUUUGGACCCUCUGCAGUGCAUUAUGGACUUCAAACGCCUUGAUGUAUUAGUUUCAUAUAAACAUGGACUCCUAUUUUGGUUAAAUUGCACUAAUGAUGGAUUAAUUUCAGACAAACACACAGCUUUUUACAUCACGAGACAUUAAUUGAUGAACCGGAGUCAUGUGGAUUACUUGUGGAUUACUGUAAUGUUUUUAUGAGCUGUUUGGACUCCGACGGCACCCAUUCACUGCCGAGGAUGGCGAGGAGCUGGUUUCUCCAAAUAUGUUCCAAUAAAGAAACAA